Magnusiomyces paraingens is the source of this 1257-nucleotide messenger RNA. RefSeq lists its product as uncharacterized. The record is from RefSeq and is a predicted model, not a curated record. The transcript has a single exon. Lineage: Eukaryota; Fungi; Ascomycota; Dipodascomycetes; Dipodascales; Dipodascaceae. The coding region runs from base 1 to 1257 and encodes 418 amino acids.
AUGUAUCAUGCCAUUAAAGAAUGGGGUGGAACUCCUUUUGGUUUUAUUGAUGAUGUGACUAUUACCGUUGAAGGUAAAAUUGAAGAAAAUACCAAAAGCUUAAGCAACAUAUUAGAAAAAUGUUGUAAUUGGGCUAAAUCAAGAAUGACCAAAAUUGAUUUGGGUGAUAAAUUGGGUUUUAUUCAUUUUACAAAAAAUGUGAAACCUAAAGAUGAGAAAGUGCAACUUACUUUACCUAAUGGAGAACUUCGUGAACCCCAGAAGGAAGUUAAAUUGCUUGGAAUUACUUUGAACAAUCUGCUUGAUUUUAAAUCUCAUAUUUUGAAUAAAAUCAAUAAAGCAAGAAAAGCUGUUGGUGCUAUUUGGCAUCUUGGUGGCGUGCAAAAAGGUAUGCGAGGGUCUGCAGUCAGAUCACUGUAUAUUGCUUGCGUGAGACCAAUUGUCGAAUAUGGCUUAGAAAUUUGGCAUCACAAAAUUUUGAAAGGAGAAAUCCACAAGUUGGAAGUAAUGCAGAAUAUGGCUUUAAGAAGAAUUGUUGGUGCUUAUCGCACAACUCCUAUUGCGGUACUACAAAAGGAAGCUGGUAUUAUGCCAUAUAGUAUUAGGCUAAAAUUUAUGGUGGCACGAAAAGCUAUUCGUUUACACCUAAAUAUUAGCAAAACUAAUCCUAUUAAUGGUCAUUUGUUAACAUUGAUUGAGAAAUCUCCAAUUGCAAAGCUAACCACGCUUUACAUGUUGGCGAAAGAUGAUAGAGACUAUAUGAUUAAAAAGGAUGAAAAACGAAAAUGCAAGAGGGUUGAACCUCUUACACUGAAACAACAACAAAAUCAGACGAUUGGAAUUUUGAAAAAACAAGCAAUGGAAGAAUGGCAGGAAAUGUAUUGGAACAGCAGUAAGGAUCUGUGGUAUCAUAAUAUCACAGUGGAGUCGAAAUGUACUGAUAAUCUUUCUAAAAUGGUUACGGGAGUGAUCAUGAAGAAAGAUAGUCGAAGGAUCUUGAGUAAUAUUACUCAGUUUCGCACAGGCCAUGGCAACUUUGGCGCAUGGUUUAAAAAGUUUGGAAUUGAAAAGGAUAGUUACAACUGCAAAUGUGGAGAGCUGGAAACAGUUCAUCACAUUUUAGUUGAGUGUCCUUUGCUUGAAGAGGAAAGAAAAGGACUGAAACGGAUAUCUCCAGAGAUGGACAUGUCGACUCUCUUAAACAGUUUAACUGGCUUACAAGAGAUUGUAAGCUUUAUCUCUGCUUGGAGGGAUUAA